Messenger RNA from Maudiozyma saulgeensis, 2808 nucleotides. The record is from the annotation of a GenBank genome assembly. NCBI's taxonomy places the organism in Eukaryota, Fungi, Ascomycota, Saccharomycetes, Saccharomycetales, Saccharomycetaceae.
AUGAGAUUACUUAAAUAUCCCUUAGAAUUGAGAGAAGAACGUUUAAAUGCUGUUGCUGUGAUUGAUAAGUUUUUACUAUUGCUUUCCAGUGGAGGACAUGUGAUUGUAUGGUCGGUGAAUGACUUAGUAGAUACAGCAAUUGAUAAUCUGUCAAUCAAAGAUUUGUCUAGGAAGAAAAUGUUACCCAUAAAAUUUAAUAAUGCUACAAAUGAUAGUCAUGAAGUAGAUACUCAAGCUUUUUUCUUAUGUGGUGUGGAUCAGAUAUUGGUUGUUGCCUCAGAUCACGAAAUUUUAAAAAUUAGUAAUUGGAAUCAAAAUGACGAUAAUGAUAAUAGCCCUGCAUAUAAACAAGAUGUGAUAAUAAGUUAUAAAUCUCCAAGUGUCAUCACAGAUGUUAAAUUGGAUACUCAGCAAUUGUUAUUGUUUGUAUUAUGCAGUAAUCCCAAUGCAAUUGAAAUGUUUGAUAUUAAGAGUAAUAAAAGACUAACUCAAAUUACAUUAGAUAAAACGAUAAAACCAAUAACAUUAAUAUUAGAUCCCUCUGGAAAGACAUUCACCGUACUUUGUUCUGAUAGAUCUAUUCGUGUCUAUCAAUUCAAUAAAUCAGGAAAUUAUAAAUUGAUAAAUGAAAUACCACAAUAUGUUCACGUAGAACCUUUACAUUAUAAAAUUACUAUGCCACCACAAGCAAAUUAUUUACCUGUUAUUAAUUCGAUAAAAGGUGCAUCAUCAUCAACGCCAUCCUCAUCUGCGGCAACUGCAUCAACUUCAAAUUCGACAUCAGGAUCUUCAUCUUCAAAAUCAAAUUCAAAUUUCUCUACUACAUCUGCCACAACAACUGUAUUAUUAGACAGAAAUAACAAUUACAAUGUUGUUUCUACUAUUGUAUCGCCUGCAUCCAAUACUUGCAAAGUAUUAGCAUUCUCUCCUGCAAUAUACGAAAAGAAAAAUAUUAAAAAGAAUACAAGUUUACGUUAUAAUUUAUUAGCAACAUCUGGUGUCAAGGAUGGUACCAUCUUAGUAUGGAAUACAAAACGUAUGAAACCAUUAUUUAAUGCAUUACAAAUUUCCGAAACACCAAUUAAUGAUAUGGUAUGGUCAAAUGACGGUUUAACUUUAUUUGCUGUAUCAAAUGAUAACGUAUUAUAUACAUUUGCAUUUCUUCCUGCAGAUUUAGGCGAAAAGAUAUCAGAAUCUGAUAUUAUAGAAUUAAGAAAUAAAAAUAAAGUCUUACCACCAUUACCAGAUAAAACUGCAGUUGAAAUAGAUGAUACCAAGAAAACAGAAAUGGGUAAAUCUGAUUCAAUUACGGAAUCAUUAAAUAAUAACAAAUUGAAAAGUGAAACUCCAACAAUAGGAAAAACAACCGACUCAUCAGUGAAUAAUAUUACUUCUUUGGUUAAAAAAAUAGGAAAAAAUAAAACUCAAGUCAUUAAGACAUUAGCAUCAAACCCAUCGGUAAAAGUAACUCAAGGAUCAGGCAUGGAAUUCACACCACCACCUUAUAUUGUACCAAAGGAUCUCAAGAGGAAAGUGAAAGAAGAAGCCAACGGUACAGGUAUACCUGCACCACCUAAAAAAACCAAACGUGAAUUGGAACCUAUGGAUUUCUUAGAUACAGGGUUAAUCAUUCCCAACAUUUCUUUUUCAAGAAUUAGACUUGCUUCACCAAAAAUUAGAAUGUCCUUCAAAUAUUCACCUCCAUCAAAUAAGAAUUUUACAAUGAAUGUUAAAAAUGGUUCUGGUAAUGAACAGAAACCUACCAUUGUAAGUUUGAAUUCUAAAACUUCUGAACAAGAUAAUCAAUUAUUCCAAGAUUUUAUACCGAAAUUCAUAACCAUGUGUACAUCGGGGAAAUUCUUUUGGGCAUGUUGUUCUGAUGAUGGGGUCAUUUAUGUCUAUUCUGAUAGUGGUAAAAAAUUACUUCCUCCAAUGAUGAUUGGUGUCCCAAUUAGUUUUCUAGAGGCUAAUGGUGACUAUUUACUUUGUGUGACUAGUAUCGGUGAACUGUAUUGUUGGUCCAUUGAAGAAAAGAAACUGAAAUUUCCUACAAAUUCGGUAUAUCCUAUUCUAAGUCCUUCAUUAAGAUAUUCAGAUGAUAUUUUGACAAGAUCUGAAAAUAUAACAAUUUGUACUGUAACAACAAAUGGGGUACCUAUCCUUACUUUAAGUAACGGUGAUGGUUAUAUUUUUGAUAAGGAUAUGGAGACAUGGCUCUUAGUUAGUGAUAGUUGGUGGGCAUAUGGAUCUCAAUACUGGGAUACCACAAAUUCAACUGUCUUGAGAAAUGUCGUCAAUGAUACAGAGGCUAAAAGUAACGAUUUUUGGAAUUCUAGUGACAUUGAAAGUGUAAUAUCUGAUGUUAGAAGCAACCCAAGUUCAAUUGUAAAUUAUAUAGAACGUAAGACAAAUGAUGAAUUAAAUCGUAAGGGACGUAUUAAAAAUUUACAAAGGUUUGCUCGUGCUGUUUUAAUGAAAGAAGGUUUUGAAAAUAUGGAGGAAAUAGUCACAUUGGCGCAUUUGGAGAAUAGAUUAUUAGUGUGUUUAAAGUUAGAAGAAACAGACGAAUUCUCUAAAUUGUUACUAAUAUAUUGCGUGCGUCUAGGUAAGUUAGGUUACACUGAUCGUUUAGAUGAGAUCUUGCAAUGGUUGUAUAACGAAGGUGAUUUAGAAAAGCCUGUGUUAUCUGGUAAAACUAGGAAGGACUUAUUAAAGUCUGUAUUAUUGGCCUGUGCGAAUAUAAGACAUGUUCAAAGAGUUACCAAUAAUUAUGCGACCGCAAUUGGACUGAUCGAGGAGACUAUAUAA